Acanthoscelides obtectus is the source of this 5855-nucleotide messenger RNA. NCBI's taxonomy places the organism in Eukaryota, Metazoa, Arthropoda, Insecta, Coleoptera, Chrysomelidae. The record is from the annotation of a GenBank genome assembly.
AGCGCACAUUGCACCACGUCCUAUCCUCGGUCUGUCUGCUUGCACCGCUUAUUAACCAGGUUUCAGUUUUACUUUCACUACCAUUGAAAACAACGGACCAGCUGGAUACUGCUCACUCAUUGGCUGUCACUUCUUUUACUCAUUCAUCAUGGCCAACUGUGUUUCUUCACGAUUCAAUUAGACAUUUUUCAGUGGAACACCCGAUGCUCUUUGAUUCACUUGUUUUUUCAACAACGCUCUUAGUUCUUGUGAAUCAUGUUAGCUAGUGCGCCUUUUUUAGUUUGUCUUGUUUUUGUUUUAGUGGAGUGUCAUCCUACGAUGUACAAGUACAAUGAAAAUAAGGUCUUGGAGCCAGAUCUUGUUCCUGUCUCUUCUACCGUCAUCCCACUGCCAGUGUACAAGGUCGGUUAUGGUUUCACUAGCGGAAAGAAUGCCAAAAAUUCGAAUGUUAAGAAGCCAGAAGGACCAAUAGAACUUAUUACGGUGCAUACAAAGAAGAAACCUACCCCAGCAGUGAAACCAAAGGUGUCUGGAAAUGUUAAACACGUUUCCAAAAAAGAACUAAGGGAAGAAUGACGCACGAAUCGACAUAUCGAGAUUUGAAAAUAGAUGCAUUUGACUAGCUGGCACUAAUCAUUCUUACCAAGACUAACCGCUGUUACCAAUUCACCAAAACAAGAUGAUAUUCUCCUUUGAACCUGAUAUUUUUAGUAUUGUAGAUCGUAGGUACUCUUACUUGGUGAAACCCAUUAGUGAUCGAAUACUACAAUUUUUCGUUAAAGUUUUGCAAUAAAACACAGGCAGUCGUAAAAUAUUUCUCUGUUAUUCGAAAAGCAUCUUUCUGCCAAAUCGAACGCUUCAUUGCCAGUCUCGUCACUUAAUUGACAGACCUCGUAAUUAGCAGUGGACCAUUUGUUCGAUUUUUCUGAAUUAUCAGUAGGUCUUUUUCCGAACACAGUCAAGUUACGGUCUGCACAUAUCAGUGACAACAAACUAAGCGUAUUUGUAACUCUAGUAAAACGACUGUCAUGGAAUCAUCAGGUAUUUAAAAGUAUUUAUAAACCUUCAAUACAUCGUGGCAAUUGAGCAGACUACUCACACCAGUUAAGUCUUUUUUGAACGUUACUAUAACUAUACAGGGUGAGGGGAAAAUAGAUGCGGAGCCAGUGGGGGGAGGUAGUACAAGCCAAUCUGAGUCGAUUUUACUAUAGGAACUACUGUCCGAAAAUUAGCGGUUUUCGAAUUAUACUAAUUUUUAAGAUUUUAUAAAAUUAACGUCCUUUAUACGUUAACCAAGUCAUAAAACUUGAAAAUUGGGUGUUUCAUUUGAUUUGAUUUUUGGUUUUACAAUAAAAUUAUUCUAAAAUACGAAAAUUGAUACUCAAAUGUACAUUAUUGACGUUAUCUCAUGCAGUAAGCUUCAAAAUAGUUCGAUUUUUGUUAAAAAAAUCUUCGUUUAUCUCACAAGCUUUAGUUUACUAGAAAAAGUCGCAUACAAAUCUUUCAUACCAAAUAAUUAGAAAACAUCUACGUUUCAUUACCUUUCAAAUGAGGUAUAAAAAUCACAAAUCGAUUAAGAAUUGGCAAAAAUAUGACUAUUAAUAAGAGAAGGAAGGAAAAAGCAAUAAAAAAUCAUACCUUAAUACAGGAUAAUUUGUUUGAAACUAGAUUUUUUUAUUUUCAUAAUACAUUUUCAAUCUGGCGCCCUACUACCGCCGAAUUCCUAAGAGAGGCUUCAAUUUCUUGUGCUGCGCAUGUAUUAUCCUGUUUCUGAGGUCCUCUAUUGUGGGUACAGGAUUUUGACCAGAGUAUACUAAAGUUUUCAUGCGACCCCACAUAAAAAAGUCCAUAGGUGUGAGAUCAGGACUGCGUGCUGGGAUUGGUCCGCCUCUACCGAUCCAUCGAUUCUGAAACUGCUCAUUUAACCAAUUUCUAACACUUAGUCUGAAAUGUACUGGGCACGUAAUUCAAAUAGAACAUUUCUCAAGAAGUUUUCGUAGGCUUCUCCAUUUAAGUUGUCGCGUAGGAAAUGUGGUCUUACCAAACAGUUAUUUAUAAUGCCCAUCCAGACAUUCAGACAAAAUCGCCUUGGAGAUCCUUUUGGUCUCUUCAUAUGAGGAUUUCCCACUGCACGUUCACGCCAAUACUGAGCGUUGUGGUAGUUUGUUAUGCCGUCUUUAUCAAAUUUUGAUUCGUCGGUCCAUAGAAUUUUUCUUAAUUAAUUGCUAUCUUCAACAUCAGCGUUUAAAAUAAAACGACAAAAUUGCAUGCGCCUCAUGGGAUCUCCUUCCUCUAUGACAUGCACAGGUGUGUAGUGGUAAGGGUGGAAUAUGUUUUCAUACAAAACAUACCACAUUUGCCAUUGGGAUAAUCCAAGCCGUCGAGCCACAGCGCGAGUAGAGAGAGUAGGGUCUCUUUGAAAAUAUUUAAUGUUUCUUCUUCUUCCACAUCAUGUCGAGGUCUACCUGCAUCACCUGAAAUUAAAUGAAAAAACAAAUAACAGUAUUUGGGAGGAAAUUGUUACCUAAUAAACAUAGCGGUAAGACUAUGAGCUAGAGUUGGCAAAAUAUUAUUUAGAAAAAACGAUACACAACGUGCAGAUGUUUCCAUCUUCAGAGCCGUGUAGAUGCUCGUGUUAAAAUUAAAUGAAUAAACUCUUAAUUAAGAAGUUCAAUCAACUGUAUCAAAACAACUAUGUUACAGUACCAUCAGUUCAGCCCACAGACCUCCAAGGCUCUACAUAGGCCUUACUGAAUGACUGAUUAUCAUAAGUUAAUAAUUAUCAAUGAUGCAAACUUACCUUGAUAUUUUACGACGGUACCGCGCUCUCGAACCCGACGGAACGUAUGCCUAAAUACGCGGGCGUCAGGUAGGCGACGAGUAGGAAACAUUUCCCCAUACUCACUACGAGCUUCUUCAGCAUUGCCUCUGGCAUCUCCAUAGUAGAAAAGGAUAUCGGCAUAUUCUUCGAAACUGAACGGCCGCCUCCUUUGUUCAUCAGCCAUUGUUCAUCGAUAGGUAGAUCAACGAACAAUCAAGUCACACACCAGCCAAGUCAGCAGCAGCGGUGGCCGCAGUAGUAGACUCUUCGGUCUCCUGAUCAGUCGCCGUGCGCUGUGCGCGUUCGAAUCCCGUCCCAGGAGAAACUUUUCUCUUGGCUAUGGAUAUUGUGAUUGUCCGUAGGUGGUAGAUGGUCUCUGACUGUCGAACGCGGAGGUACCACCCGGCGGAUCUCGUAGGCGGAGCCAGAAUGUGUGCAUGUUGCAUGCACACGUGUUCCCUCGCCAGAGUCCGUGUGGCGUUCCCCCUUUCCCUAUAGCCCCACGGUACCAAUGGGUGUUUAGGCCCUAGGCCUUCGCGGUAGUUGGAGUAUAAAAAAAAAGUCGUAAGGAACCACAGAAAACAGGGUUUAGUCUAGGUCGUCAGGAAAAGAAUCACACACGGAAGUCCAACAAGAGCCAAGUCGUUAGAAAUAUCAAAACAGCGAGCAAACAAACACAUCCGAAUGCAACAAAUCGCAAGAGCAGAUUGAAACGAGGGAGGGAGGGGGGUGACUAGUUUUACUUAUCACACUAUUCGGGUGGCAAAGUCCGAUGUUCGCGGCUCUACCUGUUUCUUUCACUCAUAUCUUUGUCAUUUCUAAACCGGUUUGUGACUUUGAUACCUCAUUUGAAAGGUAAUGAAACAUAGAUAUUUUAGAAUUGUUUUGCACGAAAAAUUUGUAGGUGAUUGUUUCUAGUAAAUUGAGUUUUUGGGAUGAACGAAGAUUUUUUUUAACAAAAAUUGAACUAUUUUGAAGCUUACUACAUGAGAUAACGUCAAUAUUGUACAUUUGAGUAUCAAUUUUCGUAUUCUAGAAUAUUUUUAUUGUAAAACCAAAAAAAAUCAAAUGGAACACCAAAUUUUCAAGUUUUAUGACUUGGUUAACGUAUAAAAGACGUUAAUUUGAUAGAAUCCUAAAAACUAGUAUAAUUCGAAAACGGCUAAUUUUCGGACAGUAGUUCCUAUAGUAAAAUCGACUCAGAUUGGCUUGUACUAUCUCUCCCUACCGGCUCCUUAUCUAUUUUCCCGUCACCCUGUAAAAUGGGACCGACUGAAAGUGUUCAUUCAAAGAAAUACAACAAAAAUCGGGUUUUUGAUGAAAACUGAAUAUAUUAAAGAAACUGGGACACUUAAAACGUAUAUGUACAUAAAUGUUUUUUAAAAUAAACAAAAAACUAUACACUUAAGAAGAAAAAGAUUUGUUACCUUUUGAUACAUACAAAGUAUUUACAUAUGUACAAUAUAAUAUGUACGUAUGUUUGUCUCCUCUUUCUCUUUAAUAUGGCGUCUUGAAACCGUAUUUCUAGUUUAGAAGAAGCUCCAAAGACUCUGCAUGAUUUUCGUCAAAACUUUUGAGCUGCUUGGUCAGGGUAAUAGCUUUACCAUAAUUUGACAUAUCUUCUGUUGGUACUGGAACCUCAUCGACACCAGAAUCUUCGGAAAGUUCUUGUAUUUAAACUGAAUUUUCAAUUUCUUUGCCUAAAUCUGGAUCUACAAUAUGAAGACUAUCAUCUAGGUUCAAAAAAUCAUAAAGGUUUUCGUUAUCAGUCAAUUUCAAUAAAUUUUUAUUUUUGCAGAUAUCUGAAAGUACGUUAAGUGGUGACUCAUCUUGUGGGUCAAGUGUAUCAGACUCAUUUAACUGGUCUUCACUUUGCAUGUUUUCAUGCUCAAAUCGUGCUUUGCGGAAGCAAUUUUGCACUGUUUCUUUGGUUACUUGAUCCCAGGCGAUUUUGGUCAAACAAACUGCAUCGAAUGACGUAAUUUUCUUGAUUAACUCAAAAGCUGUACUAGCAGCUUCAAUGUUUACUUGCAAGUUUUUUAAAUGUCUUUAUGAUCUUUGGUCAAGUAAUUGACAAGCUGGUGUACAACUAAGGGGCAAAAUAAGAUUUUUUAUAUUAUUUAAGCGAAUGUCUUUUGGAUGAGAUCCCGCAUUGUCCAAAAAUACCAAAAUGUUUUCUUUUUCUUUAGCAAUUUCCAAUCUAAGUCUUGCAACCACUUGUCUUGCCAUCUUUUUGCAUGCCAAGUUACAGGCAAGUAAUUGAAGUUAAUGUUUUUAAAAGCUUUAGGUUUAGCUGCCUUUGAAAGGACUUUUUCUUUUUCACCCACCAUAUUUACCCAGUACGAAAUUGUAAACCUGUCUUUGGGAUACUCACCAUUUUAGCUUCUUUAAUGUGAGCGUCUUGUCGGGUAGAGCCUUAAAACACAGGCCUGUCUCAUAAAGAGAAGAGAAAAUGAAAAUAUUAAAGAAACGAAAAUUCAAUGACAUUAAAAAAUGAUAGUUCGACAGCGUAAAUAGGGACUUAUACAUUAGUUUUAUAUGCAUGUUAAUUCGCUUGGCUCGCAUGGAAAUCUGUGUAUGCUAUAUAUGUCAAUGUCAGUCUGAUUUUUUUUUCAAAUAAAAGCGAAACCCGUCGCGACUUGCACUGUGUUUUACUGUUAAGAGAAUUAUACUAUUCGAUCACUUGACAUUUUUAUUUGAGUUUUUUUUUGCUCUAGUCAAACCUGGCAAAUUAUCUAGCUAUUAAUCUAUAUGUAGAACGAGGAUCAGUAUCAAGAGCAACAACUACCAUCUAUUGUAAUACCCUAGGUCCAAGAGAUAGCAACAGUUAUUAUGAAAUAACAGACACAAAUUGUUCUACUCGUUUUCAAAUGCUUUUAUUACCAUAUUAAGUUGCCUUUAAAAGUAUUCGCUACGUGACAGUAUUUUUGGCGCCUUUUUCAUGACCAGUGUCACUUGUAGUUUGUUAUUAUCCCUAGAUAGAAAAUGUACAGUUUUUGUAUAAAAUCAAAUAAACCCGUUUUUUCUAAUAUAA